Theileria annulata is the source of this 1188-nucleotide messenger RNA. RefSeq lists its product as uncharacterized. NCBI's taxonomy places the organism in Eukaryota, Apicomplexa, Aconoidasida, Piroplasmida, Theileriidae. The transcript has a single exon. The record is from RefSeq and is a predicted model, not a curated record. The coding region runs from base 1 to 1188 and encodes 395 amino acids.
AUGGUGUUUUUUUCGAAGAAGCACGGGAUUUAUAGUUCAAAGCUGACACUUCAUGUGUACAGCAUAGCCCUACAGUGUAUGAUGGGCGUACGAAUGAUUUUGUGCUCGCCGAACUUAGGAGACUUGAGCUUGGUGUUUAAAGUGAGAUCACUCCAAGACGUCUAUGAAUUGGGAUUCGACCUCUUACAAUAUGGUGGAAUAGCACACAUCGGAUUAGCACUAUUAACACUGGGUGGCGUUUUCCUAACCUAUUUCUUUGUGAGCCUUUUCCGCAUUCCGAUGAUUGUGGUUUCCAUGAUUCAAGGCUCAUUUUGCAGCACUACAGCCUUGGUCUGUGUUUACUUGUUGCAAAAGGGAUACUCUAGCGUUAAUAGGUUAGUUGACUAUUUGGCCACUACUGGUAGUUAUUUGGGCUUCGACCUUAAACGAACGAACAUGCUGGUGGACAAACGAACUGAACUGUUUUUAAUUGGGAUCCUAGCCACAAUGGCCUCGUCAAUGUACUCGCGUGCGCAAUGCGUGAGCGGUGACGAUUCGUGCCCUGAAACUAUGAUUAACGCACCCAGCCUUACCAUUGGCCUUGCAAUUUCAUUUGCUCUAAUCGCCCCUUGUAGAGAUUAUAGAAUUGUAAUUUUAGGGGUAAUUUGGCUCCUGGCAUGCAUUGUAGGUGAAGUUAUCACUACCAUUGGAAGCUUCAAGAUUUUCAAAUUUGUAAACUACACCCUAAUAGUAGUCCACUGUUCGAUGUUUGUCUUUUCAGUGGUGACAAUUAUCCAUUGUGUUAGAAUUUAUACUCAUGGCAGGCUGGAUUACUCUUCUUAUCUUUCACUGGUCAACGGUGAAAUAAAGAGCUAUGUUGGCGACUACAUUAAUGGUCACGCUGAAACUUUGAACAAAUAUGUUAAUUAUGACACGGUUAAAGGGUAUUUCCAAAAUCUCACAACUCAACACACUGAUGAACAAAUUAACCUUUACAUGGGAAAUGGCUCCUUCCUACUCGUAGUAAUAUUAUUGUGUACAGUUAAUACUGUGUUCAGUUUAAUGGCCACUCUCUACACCUUGUUCAAGUUUUUCGACAUUUUCAGCGACGGAAAGGAAAAAGAAAAGGAGAAGGAUAAGCCGAGGAAAACACCUAGGAAAACACCCAGGGAUGAUAGAAGCUUUUGUGUUGUUAUUGAUCAAAAGUGA